AUGGACUUUAAGGGCCACUUGGCUUCUGCCGUGGUACUGAACGUCGCACUGAAGCUACUGACAUUCACGCUGAGCACUCUUCUGACCCGUCAGCUUGCACCCAACGAAAAUGGGAUUAAUUUUUCAUGUCAACUGUACUUCAACACCGUUCUUUUUCUUGCACGUGACUGCGUUCGAAGUGUGAACGCCCGGCAAAAUCUCCGAGAGAGGGCAGUGGAUGGGCGGGUGGUUUUGCAGGUGAUGAACUGCGCCAGUGCCUCUCUUCCAUUGGGAAUUAUAAUAAUGGUAGGGCUGGAGCUGCUGCCUUUGUGCGGCAUUCACAUGUUUCCUUCCUUAGCCGCACUUUCACGUGUGGGGGACGUCGUCACUGCGUUGGCAGACGUCCAACGCAGCGCGGUGAGCUCCCCGGAGCUAUUGCUGGCUCUGAGCAUCGUCGUUUCACUGAUGAUGGAGCCAUGCAUUGCUCUUGUUUUGGCUCUUGACUACGCACGGAUUAUUGUUACCUCUGAAUUUUGGGCGUUGCUAGCACGCCAGGUGACGUGUUUGUUUUUUGUAAAAAUGUGCGGGGGUUUGGGUGGGGAUUUGUACAAUGCGCGUCUGUGCUUUGCCACUGGCUCCCUGGCGUACGCCAUCGCAACCAGUGUGUAUUUCCUCUGGCUCUGGAAUCGAAACAGUCGCUGUGGGCACAAGGAACGUGAGAAUGCCAAAAACGAUGAUCUUCUCCAGAGGGCUCGAAGAGGCGCAGUCACCGCACGAUGGGGCGCGGCGCAGCAUUGCGAUUUGUUUUCCGUCUCGCUGUUGCCCUGGUUGCGUGCGUCGCUGCCGUGGUGUUUCCUUUCGUGGCACUCCGCGUGUGCUGAGGUGAUGAGGGAGGCGCUGCUGCUGCGCCAAUUUUUUAGCGAGAGUUGUCUGCGUCUUCUGCUCACCGAAGGGGAACACUUCGCUCUCGCGACGUUUGCCUCGGCGUCAGUGAUGGGUCAAUACGAUGUUGUCUCCAACCUUGGUUCCAUUGUCGCCCGCCUCAUUUUCCGUGUGUGGGAAAACGCCUGUUUUGUGAAAUGGAGCCGUGACGCCGCGAGGGGCAAAACGGAGGAGGCCAUCAGCCUGCUUGUCACUAUGCUGCGGAUGGCGUCAUAUUUUGGCGCGGCGGUGGUGCUACUGGCGCCGCCGCUUGCCGAGGGUUUUCUCCUGGGACUGUUUUCCCGCCGUUGGGCGUCCCCGGCGGUGGUACGGGCUCUGCAGUUGUAUUGUUUCCUGCUGCCGCUCAUGGCCUGGUAUGGGCUGCUAGACGCGUUUGUGCGGGCAACGGCGUCGGCAUCGAUGCUGCGGCUAACCCAACGUGUGAUGGUGGCGCACGCCGCGACGUACGCUGUCGCCUGCUACGUGGUGCUUCGCCUGCGCUGGGUGGUCGACGACUCGGUGACGGGGCUUAUUAUGGUGAACAUCGUCAGCAUGGCCCUGCGCUGCGUGUCGGGAUUGUGCUUGUUGCUGGCGGGACCUGUCGAGGUGGCGCCACGGCGAGGUGACGCCACUGCCCCUCCGCCCCGCCUACGGCUGCGUGACUUAGAAAACGUCGUUCCCCGGCGCAUCCUGCUGGUGUGGGUGACUCUUUUUGCGUACACCCGGUGGUCACCGUGGGGGCCUAUUGCCGCAUUGACGGCGGCCCCCCUGUUUGCCUUGGCCUUGGCGAGGUGGGACCCAGAGCUUCGCUGCGGGGCGCUGAACGCACUGCGCCGCCGAGGCCUCUGCACGUAG
This is a messenger RNA of Trypanosoma rangeli, 1755 nucleotides long. Its product is annotated as putative dolichyl-P-Man:GDP-Man5GlcNAc2-PP-dolichyl alpha-1,2-mannosyltranslocase. The transcript has a single exon. Gene Ontology annotation, cellular component: endoplasmic reticulum membrane. NCBI's taxonomy places the organism in Eukaryota, Euglenozoa, Kinetoplastea, Trypanosomatida, Trypanosomatidae. Gene Ontology annotation, biological process: glycolipid translocation; dolichol-linked oligosaccharide biosynthetic process. The record is from RefSeq and is a predicted model, not a curated record. The coding region runs from base 1 to 1755 and encodes 584 amino acids.